Molecule: messenger RNA, 678 nt
Organism: Acanthamoeba castellanii str. Neff
Lineage: Eukaryota; Discosea; Longamoebia; Acanthamoebidae
Exons: 2
Coding region: 1-678 (225 amino acids)
Source: RefSeq, a predicted model, not a curated record
AUGGGCGUGAAGGGCAGCAGCGUGGAGUUGUUCGAGCUCUCAACGGAGGGCGUGGUGUUGGGCAUCGGCCUCUUCGUGCUCACCCUGGCGAUGAUGAUAGGCAUCUGGUUCAUAAUGAAGGUGAUUUCGCCCGAGCCCUUCACCUUCUACACCUUCCCGGGCCGGCUCUACACCUUCCGCAUCGUCUCGGAGACCUCCACCCGACUAGUGGUCACCAACACCUUCAGUGCUCUCCUCAUGUGGCCCCUCGGUAUAUUGCUGUUCGGUGGGCUGAUGGGCAUCCUGAUCGCGGCGCUGAUGACGACGCACUUGUGGCUGUUCUCUCUGUCGGUGGUCAACUUCUGGGUGUGGUGGACCUACCUGUUCUGCGUCGGCCAACGCUUCACGUUCGAUGGCGGCGCCGGUACGCUCACGGUGGUGGCCUCGUGGAUGGGCGUGCCCGUGGUGGGCAGCCGGCAAGUGAUCCCGCUGCUCGCGGUGACCAAGUGCCGCCUGGAGCAACGCCAGCGAAUCGAGAAGGGCUGGCCGACGCCCUACUACGCCGUUGAGCUUCAACUCCAGGCACCGCUAGAGGGCACGCUCUUCAUCACCAAGAAGAAGGUGAGCCUCGAGAAGAUACAGCCCUUCGUCGACAGCAUCAACCAGUUCCUCUCCUCCUGCCGAAGUUACCAAACAUGA